Cladophialophora bantiana CBS 173.52 is the source of this 1128-nucleotide messenger RNA. RefSeq lists its product as uncharacterized. NCBI's taxonomy places the organism in Eukaryota, Fungi, Ascomycota, Eurotiomycetes, Chaetothyriales, Herpotrichiellaceae. The transcript has a single exon. The coding region runs from base 1 to 1128 and encodes 375 amino acids. The record is from RefSeq and is a predicted model, not a curated record. Gene Ontology annotation, cellular component: membrane. Gene Ontology annotation, biological process: carbohydrate transport; transmembrane transport. Gene Ontology annotation, molecular function: carbohydrate:proton symporter activity.
AUGGCUGUGGGCUCAUUGGGCGCAGGAUAUGCGGCCUCUAUCAUCGGCACGACUCUAGCACAGCCGUCUUUCCUGACCUACUUCGAUUUACUCACCAGAUCCAACGGUACGCAGCUCAUAGCCACUACGAAUGGUCUCUUCUUUGCCGGCGGUGUUCUCGGAGUUAUCACUAUAUCGUGGAUGGCAGAUACCUGGGGCCGGCUGUGUGCACUUCGAGUUUCCAGCGCAGUCAGCAUCCUCGUUAAUGCUCUCCUUGCUGGCAGUGUCAACAUCGGCAUGUUUAUUGCCUUUCGCACUGUGGCCGGCGCAGGUGUCUUUAUGCUGGUAGCAGCUAUUCCCCUGUGGAUCAGCGAGACGGCACCGCCAGCAACCCGUGGUACCCUCGCCGACUUUCACAGCUGUGGUAUCCUCCUUGGCUACGGCCUUGCAUCGUAUAUGGGUUACGCAUUCUUCCACUUGCCGACAGAGGACAAUGUGGCAUGGAGAGGGCCCUUUAUAGUAGGGCUGGUGCCGUUAGCCUUCCACCUCAUCGCACUUUCCUUUGUUCCAGAAUCUCCACGAUGGCUGUUGGUUAAUCGACAGCCGGAACGCGCUCAGGCGGUUCUUCGCCGCCUCCAUACAGCCCUGGAAGCGACCGUCGAGUUGCAACAGAUCUCUGCAGCGAUUAAAAGGGAGAAGAGGCUAGACAGCUCUUGGUCAGCGAUGGUCCGAAAGCCGGCUUACCUCAAACGAGCGCUUAUAAGUUCGAGCACUGUUGUCUUCAUCGAGUCUUCGGGCAUUCUCGUGAUCAACAAUUACGGCCCUACGAUAUACGGCAGCCUCGGUUUCGAUAAACUAACCCAACUCAGAUACAACAUGGGCUAUAACACCAUGGCCAUAGCCGGCGGCCUACUUUCAUUCUUCAUUAUCGAUCGAGUCGCACGUCCCAAGCUCAUUAUGACCGGUCUCACGGUUUGUUGCAGCACCUUGAUCGCGCUAGCUGCAAUCCUUGCCAAUUUCGCCUCAUCAGCCGACGACCUCGCCCACCCAAAUACGACCGCCCUUCGCGCCGGUGUGGCAAUGAUAUACAUUUACUGCCUCAGUUUUAAAUUCUUCCUCGAUGGCACCAUGUUCGCAUAUAUGGCCUAG